Molecule: messenger RNA, 2510 nt
Organism: Camellia sinensis
Lineage: Eukaryota; Viridiplantae; Streptophyta; Magnoliopsida; Ericales; Theaceae
Product: RING/U-box superfamily protein
Biological process (GO): positive regulation of transcription by RNA polymerase II
Molecular function (GO): metal ion binding; transcription cis-regulatory region binding
Source: RefSeq, a predicted model, not a curated record
AAAAAUGUAAAAAUAAAUAACAACUAGUGCUGCCUGAACCGAAACCGAACCAACCUCUUUUUCGAUCAAAAAAAAUUCCAGCGAAAUUUUCAUGUCCAUCUUGCCUUCCAAGGAUCUAGGUUCAGCAUCGUCUUCUUCGUCUCAGGCUCCUCAAAACCCUAAUAAUUCCAAUCAUGGACUCAUCUUCCUUCAUCAUCAUCAUCCACACCCACAACUUCAACCCCAUCUCUCUCAAUCUCCUCCCAUCGAAUCUCAAUCUCUCCACUCGCUUCAGAUCUCUAACCCCAUCGAUAUUAUUUCAGGAUCGGUGGCUCCAGCUUCAGAAAAUUCUAGUGGAUCUUCCAAAAAGUUGCCGAGCCUCAUCCUUCCUUUCCAGGUGAACGAAUCAUGGAAACCAAAUGGUAAGAAACUUCUGGUCCACCAAAACAAUGUUACAAAUUCUCAUUGUGAUGCUUCUUUUGGCCAAGAGGUUGGAUCUGCUCAGCACAGAGAGAAGCUGUCUGGAACUGUUGUUUCUCCACAUAGUCAACGGGCUUCUGGUUCUAUCAAUUGUCAAGCAAGCUCUACACAUACAGCAGGAAGAAAAACCCAGAUGGUGAAUGGAAACCACCUGCUAAAUUUUCAUUAUGAUCCUAUUUCUCGUCCACAACCAAGGGCUCCUCCUCCACGAAGACAUCAAAAGAGGAAGCCUUACAACAAAGAUUUGUUCCUUCAAGCAAAUUACAAAUUUGUUGUGUUAGACUCUGGCGACUAUACUCCCGAGUCACUGGAUCCAGAUAAAAUGUUGAGGUGGGAAGAUAUUAUAUGUAUGAAGUUGUCAACUCAAUUUCCUGUACAAUGCCCUAUAUGUUUGGAUGAUCCUCUUUGUCCACAGAUAACCUCGUGUGGUCACAUUUUUUGUUUCCCUUGUAUUCUGCGCUACUUUUUAAUUGGUGAAGAUGAUCAUAAAGGUGAAUGCUGGAAAAAGUGCCCUUUAUGUUUUAUGAUGAUAUCUUCAAAGGAUUUGUAUACGAUCUACAUUGAGAAUGUUAAGCAGCACUGCGUUAGUGAUACUGCAGAGUUUAUGCUUUUAACCCGUCCAAAAGACUCGAUUACUUUAUCCCUGAAAAACAAACAAGGGAUAGGUACCAAUGAAGACGCUCCUGCUUCCUUUUCGAAGUUUAUUUUCACAUCAGAUGUGGACCUGUCAGUUAGAAAGGCCAUAUCAGAUCUAGAUAGUUGGCUAGCCAGAGCAGAUUCAGGACUUGUGGAUGACUUGGAGAAACUUCCUUAUGUUUGUGCUGCAAUGGAACAAUUAGAGCAUAGGAGAAAAUAUUGGAAUGAGCAGCGGGUUAGUCAUGUCAAUAUUGCUGGUCAUGAACCUUGCAAGUUGGAUGGUGAGGUCUGUUUGGAUCAAAAUGUUGAUGUGUUUGAACCAUUUGGAGAGCAAGAGGGUGCUUUAUCUUCUUCGUAUGAAGAUAGUAAGAGUGUGCAGAGGAACUUUGAUGGCUUGAGGGAUAGAAACGAAAAGGAUUCAUACAAUUUCUAUCAGGCUGUUGAUGGUCAGCACCUAAUCCUUCAUCCUUUAAACAUGAAGUGUCUUCUACACCAUCAUGGGAGCUAUGAUAUGCUUCCACACAGAAUCAGUGGAAAGAUUUUACAAUUGGAGACAGUAACUCAAUCAGAGGCCAUAAGGAGGCGUUACCGUUUCUUAAGCCAUUUUUCUUUGACAACAACAUUUCAGCUUUGUGAAAUUGAUCUCAGUGAUUCGUUGCCUCCUGAUGCUCUUUCUCCAUUUAUGGAUGAAAUUAAGAAUCGGGAAAAGCAGAGAAAGCGUCUUGCGAGGAAGGAACGGGAGGAGAAAAACAGGGCUGAGGUUGUUUCAACACAUUGUGUGCUCGUACCAUCUAAUUUUGCACAAUGCUCUCGUGAUACUUCCCCUACCUUCUCCAUGGAUGACUUUGAAGCUUUGGGAAGUUCUGUUACAUCAUCAAGCCUUCCAACUACGUCAUCAAGCCCUCCAACUCUCAGGGAAAAGAAGCUGUUUGCAAAUGUUGCAAAGCUGGGUUUUGCAGCUGCGCAUGACUCUCCAGCCUUGAAAAUUGAUGGCACGCAUAAACUUGAAGUGACAAGCAAUUCUCCUAGUAUGAAUGGUUUGAGGAAUGAUGGUACUCCAUCGUUUGCGAAUAUAAUAUCCAGAGCAAAAACUUUUGAAGGCCCAGAUGCGUCCAAAAUGAAUGAGAUGGCCAAGAAAGGGAAGAAACCGAGUAAAGUCCUCCUGUCGACAGCUGGUGGUCGGCGCUACUAAAAGCUGUCGCAAACACUAUUUGUGUAAAACUAGAAUCUGUAUAUUUUGAUGAUAUGUGAACUCCAAGCAAGAAUCUGUGGCUGUUAGAUGGCAACAAAUAAUAACUUACAUCUGUUUGUUGUUUUUUUUGUUCCCUGUAUAGUUUUAAAUGAAUAAGAGGUUACUAUUAGAACCGAACCAUCAGACCAAUCGACCAGCGAGCAAUUGGUCUGUUUAAUGCUGA